AUGACGACGGCGUUUCCCGGCGGAGCGGCAAUCAGUUCACCACCGGAAAGAAGACUUGGCAGGUCAGCAUUGACAAUUCCCUGGAUGCAAGGAUCGCGUUCUGCCAUAGCAGAAUUGGUCGGACUGCUUCCCUCGCGAGAAGUUGCUUCCUUACUAGUCGACACAUAUUUCGACCGCGUGCACUGGUUCAUACUGAUAUUUCAUCAAGAUGACUUCCGGCGGAACUGGGAAGAGAUGUACGAGUUCUCGGCUGAGGAUCUCAUAAUCAAAUAUCCGAAUCCCGGGUUUAUCAGUACCUUUCUCGUUGUGAUUGCCAUCGCCCUACAAUACACAGGCUCCCACCGACAGGAAAUUCUGCGAAAUCACAGUGUCUGCCAUUCGGAUCUGAAAGAGGGGAUAUUGUCUACCAUUAGAGCCAGACUAUUGGAUAUUGUAUCUCUCGGCUCGCUAGAAGCAGUCCAGACGUGUGUCUUGCUGGGUACAUAUUACCUAUACCAUGGAAAUCCCGGUCUUGCCUGGCCGGUGUGUGGUUGUGGAUUACGCGUCGCGCAGGCAUUAAAUUUGCAUCGCAAGCUUGCCACAGAUGAUGCGGAUACCAGAUCACCCGAGACACAGCGGCUUGCUGAAACACGCAAGCGUUGCUGGUGGGCUAUCUACGAGAUCGAGACAUUUUGCUCCAUGUCAUAUGGAUAUCCACACGGGAUCAAGGAUGGGGAUUGCGAUGUUGAGCUAUUGGACCCUUUGGCUACAUCGGCCGGCCAAUCCCCUGCAACCUUUGACUCAACGCACCAGUGCCCAGCGAGCCUUUUAUCCUACAAAUACCUCAUGUCCAAACUUUCUGUUCUGAUUAAGGACAUCUUGACAGAUCUGUAUAGAAUAAGCCAUCAGGGGGCUAAUCAAAAUGACAGUCUGAACUCCCGGAGUUUGCAAAACCUUAUCCGCAAGGUAUCACGCUUAGAUGAUCGGCUUCGAAAAUGGAAGAAAGAGAUACCAGCGACUUUAAAUCCGAGUACUAACACUGCAAACUACACUUCUGUGGAGGAGAUGGAUGCCGAAGUUGGUGCCUCGGGACCCCGAUUCGAGCAGCACAUCUAUCAGCUCCAAGCCCUUUCCCUCGAACUUGCGUAUGAGAAUGCGCGAAUCCUCCUCCACCGCCCCCUUAUUGCCUACAGAGUAACUCCCCGUGCCGAGACCGAGACCGAAAAUCAAACCCCUUGUCGAAAUCCCCUGCACUUCUCGUUAUCUGCGUGUCGAGAUGCUGCAUUGCACACAUCAAAUCUCGGAGAGUCUCCGAUCUUCCUCCUAGCCGCCGAUACCUACGCCGCUGCAUUCAUCGGUAUUCACACUUUUACCGCUGGUGUGAUGCUUUGCAUCUUAACUAGUAUCAAACCGCUCAGUCCGCAGUCCCAUGAGUCUAAAAUGGGACUGCGACGCUUAAUAAAGAUGCAGACGCAUUUGAAAUCGAGGACUGAGUCAACUCUCGCAUCACAGGGCUUGGAAAUUCUGGAGCGCUUGACUAGAUUGGUGAUGGAGAAGGAACUGAAGGAGAUGCUCGCUAGUAACAGUGUCGCCCAACAAACUCCCCAAUCUACGGCACAGCGGAUCGAACCCACAGGAUAUGGGAAUAUGGCCCAGGCUCCUACACAGGGUCAAUACCAAGUUGCAGAAUUUCCGGAAUCAAUACAAAACGAAGAAACUUUCGACUUUAUCCAAGACCCAGCCAUGUCCCAGGCUCUUCUCGACUUUGACCAGGUUCUCUCGGGAAAUGACAUCAAUAUUCCUCUCGAUCCGCUUUUCCCGGAUCUUGCCGGGCCUGGAAAUGGCUUUACACAAGAGCAAGCCUGGAUCUGGGGAAUGGAUAAUUUGCAACGAUUUCCAGGCACUGAAUGA
Penicillium waksmanii is the source of this 1890-nucleotide messenger RNA. RefSeq names its product transcription factor domain-containing protein. Lineage: Eukaryota; Fungi; Ascomycota; Eurotiomycetes; Eurotiales; Aspergillaceae. Gene Ontology annotation, molecular function: zinc ion binding; DNA binding. Gene Ontology annotation, biological process: DNA-templated transcription. The record is from RefSeq and is a predicted model, not a curated record. The coding region runs from base 1 to 1890 and encodes 629 amino acids. The transcript is spliced from 2 exons.